Thlaspi arvense is the source of this 1089-nucleotide messenger RNA. Lineage: Eukaryota; Viridiplantae; Streptophyta; Magnoliopsida; Brassicales; Brassicaceae. The record is from the annotation of a GenBank genome assembly.
AUGUGGUUCCUUCUCUUCCAAUUCCAGCAUAAAGCUUUAGCAGCAGAAGAAUCUGUUGGAGCAUUUCAAAAGCUACCCAUGGUGAUGCCGUCAGUUGAUAUUCUUUAUUCAGCACUGAGGAAGGCAAGAAGGGUCUCACCCACAAAAGGGAUUGCCAAUGCAGCCAAGCGCGAGAGAAAUAAAGGUGCAAAGCAACUUGAUGCAUUGAUGAAGGAAUUGGCUGUUCCUUUAAGGAUGUACAAGGAGAACUUCCCAAAUAAAAAACAUUUGCACCCUUAUGAACGGUCUCUUAUUGAAUUGACUCUUGGAGAUGGAAAUUACGAAGAGGUAUUGGGGAAAGUUGAUGCUUUAAGGAAGAAGGUGAUUUCUGUGGGAAAGGAGCAUGCUUCGCUUUGUGCUAAGUCCACAUCAAAGCGAGAAGCAGAAGAACGACUGAGUGAGGGAAGGGAGAAACUUGAAGAGGUUUUUCGUUGUGAUGGAAAAGCUGUUGAUGAUUUAUUAGAUAUUGCAAAGAUUCUGCGUGCAAUGCCAGUGGUGGAUUUGGAAACACCUACCCUUUGUCUUGUUGGAGCUCCUAAUGUGGGGAAAUCAUCUCUGGUCCGGAUACUUUCAACGGGGAAGCCUGAGUUAGAUCUGCAACUACCCAUUUACGACUCGAGGAAUUCUAAUGGGUCACAUUGCUUUCAGCUACCAGAAUUUCCAGGUGACAGACACACCUGCCUACUGAGGAGACAUGAUGAUGACAGGAAUAAUUUGGAAAAGUUAACACUUGCUGUCCUGUCUCAUUUGCCGACUGCAGUAUUAUAUGUUCAUGAUCUUUCUGGAGAAUGUGGAACCUCGCCUUCGGAUCAGUACAUCAUAUACAAGGAAAUAAAAGAAAGAUUCAGUGACCAUCUUUGGCUUGAUGUUGUUUCUAAAUGUGAUCUGCUCCAAGAAUCUCCAGUUGUUUUUAUAACCGAAGAUACAAAUGCUGAUAAUCCUGAGCUGGCAAAGUACCGGAGAAUGGGACCUGACGGAGCCAUCCCUGUCUCAGUAAAGAGUGAAGUUGGGCUCAAUGAGGUUUGUCAUUUUAUGACCUCUGAAGGCUAG